Oryctolagus cuniculus (rabbit) is the source of this 499-nucleotide messenger RNA. The record is from RefSeq and is a predicted model, not a curated record. Lineage: Eukaryota; Metazoa; Chordata; Mammalia; Lagomorpha; Leporidae.
CAUCUUCAAAGUACAUCUGCGAAGAAGAAUGUGGAUUCCAUUUUGGAGGAUUAUGCAAAUUACAAGAAAUCUCGUGGAAACACAGAUAAUAAGGAAUACGCUGUUAAUGAAGUUGUGGCAGGGAUAAAAGAAUACUUCAACGUAAUGCUGGGCACUCAGCUGCUCUAUAAAUUUGAGAGACCACAGUACGCUGAAAUCCUCGCAGAUCAUCCUGACGCACCAAUGUCCCAGGUGUAUGGAGCGCCACAUCUACUGCGAUUAUUUGUGCGAAUUGGAGCGAUGUUGGCUUAUACACCUCUGGAUGAGAAGAGCCUUGCUUUGUUACUGAAUUAUCUUCAUGAUUUCCUAAAGUACCUGGCAAAGAAUUCAGCAACUUUGUUUAGCGCCAGUGAUUAUGAAGUGGCUCCCCCUGAGUACCACCGGAAAGCUGUGUGAGAGGUGGCACACUCACUCACUCAAUAUUGGUAUCUCUGUAAACACAUUUUUGUUUUUAGUCCUU